GUCUUCUAUAGCUCGAACUCCAACUUCUCGGCCAUGGAAAGCCACGGACGGUGUUGGGUGAAGGGGAGCGCCAUCGGAACUGGUGCCUUCGGCGUCGUGCACCUCGCCUUGGACGAGUCCACCGGCCACGCUUUCGCCGUCAAAUCUGUGAGCCUGAGUUCGUCCCCUGUUGCCUCGGUCCAAUCUUUGGAGAGGGAGAUCCAAAUCCUCAGGUCCCUUCGCUCUCCCUACGUCGUCGCUUACCUCGGCGACGACACCAGCCAGGAGCCUCGUGCCGGCGCGUGCCGGAACCUGCACCUCGAGUACAUGCCCGGCGGCACGGUGGCGGAGUCAGCAGCGGCGGCGAAGGCCAAGGGUCUCCCGCUGGACGAGAUCCAAGUGCGCGCUUACGCGCGGUGCGUGGUGCGAGCUCUUCGUUAUCUCCACGACGUCGCCGGGGUCGUGCACUGCGACGUCAAGGGCCGGAACGUGCUCUUGGGGCGGGACCGGCGCGUGGCCAAGCUCGCGGACUUCGGCGCAGCGGUGAGGAUUGCGGACGCGAGCAGGGGAGGAGACGGGCGGGGUUGGGUGCGCGGGACCCCGCUGUGGAUGGCGCCGGAGGUAGCGAGAGGGGAGCGGCCAACGCCCGCGUCGGACGUGUGGUCGCUCGGGUGCACCGUCAUCGAAAUGGUCACGGGUGCACCGCCGUGGCCCGACAUGAGGACCAACGACGCUGCCGGAGCUAUGCUCAGGAUAGGCUAUGGCGGCGAGACACCGGAGUUCCCAGCUCGGCUGUCUGACGUCGGCCAGGACUUUCUCGCCAGGUGUUUCAGGAGGGACGCGACCGAGCGGUGGACGGCGGAGCAGUUACUGCGGCAUCCUUUCUUAGCCAAGGAAAGCGUAAUCACCGACCCAUCUCCGAGAGGCGUUCUCGAGUGGGCAAACACGGAAUUCCAUGACGACGACGAUGAUUCCAUCAAAGAAAGAUGCACUGUUAGUUCUAGUUACGAUCAUCAAGCCGAGGAGAUGAUGAAUUGCGCAAGAGGAAGAGUGAGGGAAUUGGCUUUGGACGGAGGUGCCUUUGGUUGGUGCAGUGAUGGUUGGGAGCUCAUCUGGUGCUCUGAGUCAGAGGAGGAAGAGAUCGUUGUGGAAGGGAUGUGCGAAGAUCGUUCGAGCAGCGGCUGGUGGGAAUCGGGAGACGGGAACGGCAGCGCCGGUGAGCCAAGUGAGGGUGGGUUGUGCAGUGGAAUGAGACGCUCUGCUUCUUGCAGCAGCUGCCGUAGUCGUCUUUGUUGGCGCCGGUGUUACUGCCGUAAUGGUGGUUUGGGCUGUCAGCAUGUGCUUGGAAUGGGGAAGAGUUUGGUCAUUGGGUGUCAUCACUUGUCGUCACUGAUAAAUGGCAAUACAGUUCUACAUUUCCUUUUCUUCUCUCUCUCUCUCUCUCUCUCUCUUGUGGAGGCUAAGAAGGUUAGGUCUGAUGAGUUCAGUCUCAGAUCACUGUGCAUGCCAACUUUCUUCUCCCCUAAAGCGCGUGGCGUGCUGCCACUUGCACAUGUGGUGCAGAAGGAAAGCAACCAGAGAUGACUUUUUUGUCGGAAAUAAAAUUGCAUACCAUUAAUGUUCCCGUUCUGUGCUCAUCAUAACCAUAAUCUCUCCAACAUCCAAAAU
Molecule: messenger RNA, 1647 nt
Organism: Musa acuminata subsp. malaccensis (wild Malaysian banana)
Lineage: Eukaryota; Viridiplantae; Streptophyta; Magnoliopsida; Zingiberales; Musaceae
Product: mitogen-activated protein kinase kinase kinase 18
Biological process (GO): signal transduction; protein phosphorylation
Molecular function (GO): ATP binding; protein kinase activity
Source: RefSeq, a predicted model, not a curated record